AUGAGCCAACUCGCCCCGUUUCACUUGAUGAUUGUUGCUAAGUACUUGCCUAACUUUAAAACGUUUUCUAAUGUUCUGCUAAUUUCGAAACGAUACGCAACGAUCAUCGACAAUUUCCACUUUAAUCCAUUUCCUCUCACUUACAAUACAAUAAAAUUGUUUAAACAUCUUGAAACACUUCAUUUGUAUUCUAGAGAAGAUGAAACAUUUGGAAAUGAAUUUGUUGAAUAUAAUUCAUCCACAUUUUUGGGUCAAAAAUUGAAGAGUAAUAUAAAUGUAAAAAACUUUCAAACACAAAAUGAGCAAAACAAAAUCGAAUUUUUCGAAGUUGUUGUUUGGUAUAUUGUUAACUACACAACUACACAGAAGGCAGGUAAUAACUACAACUUUAAAAAUGUCAUUUACUCACCCACAAAUGACGCCAAAUCAAAAGAAAUUCCACAAAUUGUUAAUUCACUUGACGAAUUCUUUUUCUCGAACGCGAAAUUUGAUAAAUACACAGUCCCAAGACAAAUCACUUCGUUGGGAGUGGGCUGUUUUGCAAACGCGAAGUUCCUUUCAAAAAUCGAGUUUCCACCUUUUAUUGUUUCCAUUAAAGAUGAAUGCUUCAAAAAUUGUUGUUCGUUAAGAGAAAUUAACUUACCACCAAACGUUAUUACACUUGGAAGGUCUUGCUUUGCUGCAUGUUUGGCUGUUUCCAAAGUGUGUCUUCCAAGUGCUUUGAAAUGUAUUGAAGGUGCCGCUUUUUCACGAUGCACUACAAUUCCACAAAUAGAAAUGCCCAGUGCAGUUACAGUUAUUAAAUCAUCCUGCUUUGCAGAAUGUGCAUCGCUUUUAUCUGUGGUAUUCACAUGUGGUUGUCGGUUAUCUUAUGUACAAGACAAUUCAUUUCUAAAUUGUGUAUCACUAAGGGAAAUUACACUUCCAGACACAACAGAGUGUAUCGAGAAGUAUGCAUUCAGAAAUUGUAAAAAUCUUUUGUUUUUCAGAGCACCAAUUAAUCUUAUAAAAAUCGGCGACGGUUGUUUUUCAGAGUGUGUGUCACUUAAAAAUGUCUUUUUCAAUCAAAAUUUGAAGGUAAUUGGUGGCUUUGCGUUUUACAAUUGCACGGGGUUGACUGCUAUAGAACUCCCUAAAAACAUCACAUUUGUCGGGAAAAGUUGUUUUAGUGGGUGUAUUUGGAUAAAAAGUGUUGUGCUCAACAGAAAGGUUUCUUUGGUAGAAUCUGGUCUUUUAAAGGGAAUCAAAAUCGUUAAAAAAUAA
Entamoeba invadens IP1 is the source of this 1263-nucleotide messenger RNA. RefSeq lists its product as hypothetical. Bases 1 to 1263 code for a protein of 420 amino acids. The record is from RefSeq and is a predicted model, not a curated record. Lineage: Eukaryota; Evosea; Mastigamoebida; Endamoebidae. The transcript has a single exon.